AUGCCGGGACGCUGCGGGCGGCUCGAUGGCAGGCAAGGCCGUCACAACGUCCCUGGCUGCAGGGAAACAAGUUUUGGCAUGUUUCCGGAAAGUGUCUCUCUUGCCUAUUUGCCAUCUGAAGAUGGAGUGGAGCCAGUGCCGCUUCACCAGCUCGGAAAACGCUGCAGACAAAGCUGCCGCUACCUGGCGUCAGGGCUCUCGCCCGUGAGCGCCCUCCUGAUUAUAUGUAUUGCGCUUGUCGCGGCGGCACGGGCCUGCUGCGCAUCCUGGUUCUUUCCGUCACAUCGCUGCGAUCCCCUGAAGCAGAUAGGUGACGGAGCUUGUCUUCCGUUGACAGGGCACCUGACUCAACCCGUCUGUUAUACUGUGGCGCCCAGUCCGCGAGCUGGGCACGCCGCCCCGAGCCUAUAUCUCUCACCUAGGAACGGCUCCAGCAUUUCCCGGCUUGAUCGGCGUGGAGCGCUAGAUGCUUGCAAUGACGCAGCGCUUCUGGAUGAGGAGGAUAAAGCAUAUGCAUGGUCUUCGUCUUGCGUGCCGCCGUCCCUGCUCCUGCAUUUAUCCCCUCCAGCUGCCUUCGGUGGUGGUGCCCUCCCGUGGAUUCCGCAUCGCUCUAGCACAACAUGGUCGCCUCUCGUCAGUACGCGUCCAGCCAGGCGGUCUGCUCUUGAUGAAGGACGCCGUCUCUUUUUGUUCCUGUCUCCUGUCGUCCCCGUGGCCUCUGUUGUCCGCGGCCUCUGCUCCCCAGGCGCGUCGUCGCGGCAUCUAGCAUCGGAGUGUGCCUCUUCGUCCGCCUUGUUUGUUUACCGUAACAAAGUCCUCCACAUCAAUCCCGUGCGACGGGUGAAGCACUUGAAGAGGAACAGUGGGCGGUCUCACAUACACGAGCUUGCGCGCGAGCGCUACCUUCUUCAUCGCCAGAAGGACGUGCGGGAUUACUACCGGAUAAAAAUUCAUCCCCAUGUAGACAACUGUCCACACAGCCAGCGCAAUGCAGCUAUAAAGAAGCCGUACCGAGGUGUGAACGAGGCAAGACGGGAAGAAAAUCGGCGGCUGAACGCGGAAGAUGACGCGCGCGAUGAGGCAAGGAUUUCCGCCCUCAGAGCGUUUCUUGAUGCUCAGGCGGCGCUAGUCCGUGCGGCAACGCAACAGAAUACAGGCGAGGCCGCACAACCGGGCGACACUGUAGGAGGCAGCAGUGCUGAAUCACAAGCGGGAGUCGCCAAUUCUGGUUUUGUCGAACAUGAGCUAGAGGCCACAGAGGGAAAGCAGAGCGAAGCAGCACGCUGGGCGUCUUUCGAUGAGGUGAAAAAGGCUUGUGAGGAACUGCAGCUGCUGCUACGGAAGCGGCGCAUGCUCCGGCCUCUCGGGAGUAACAAGCUCUUUGUUAGCGGCGUAGAUGAUCGCUUGAUGAAUUCAGAUAUCGAGGAUUUCUUGGACUUCUUUUUCCGAAAAACCAAGGUGAAGCUGCACAAGAACGCAGACGGCACACACCGAGGAAGUGGGCUCAUUACCUUCGAGACAACUAUGGAUGCUACACAGUGCCUUCUGGAGUUCAACGGCGUUCGCCUCGGUGCAAAGCGCCUGUUCCUUGCCGAAGCCCUGGGGCCUCCACUAAAACCCAAAGCGAAAAAGGUCUACUUACCACCUACUUUCCCUUUUGGAACUUCUCCUGCGGCUGCCCCUCCUGAGGAAGUUCGUGAAUUGUGA
Molecule: messenger RNA, 1707 nt
Organism: Besnoitia besnoiti
Lineage: Eukaryota; Apicomplexa; Conoidasida; Eucoccidiorida; Sarcocystidae
Exons: 2
Coding region: 1-1707 (568 amino acids)
Molecular function (GO): RNA binding
Source: RefSeq, a predicted model, not a curated record